This is a messenger RNA of Acipenser ruthenus (sterlet), 8745 nucleotides long. RefSeq names its product excitatory amino acid transporter 2-like. Gene Ontology annotation, molecular function: glutamate:sodium symporter activity; neutral L-amino acid transmembrane transporter activity; L-glutamate transmembrane transporter activity. The transcript is spliced from 12 exons. Gene Ontology annotation, cellular component: plasma membrane. Gene Ontology annotation, biological process: L-glutamate transmembrane transport. The record is from RefSeq and is a predicted model, not a curated record. The coding region runs from base 326 to 2131 and encodes 601 amino acids. NCBI's taxonomy places the organism in Eukaryota, Metazoa, Chordata, Actinopteri, Acipenseriformes, Acipenseridae.
UGCUGAGAGAGAGAGAGAGAGAGAGAGAGAGAGAAUUCAUUCGGCGUGACUGUUGUAUAGGGAGCUGCGCGGAUUACAGAAAGCCCGUGUUGUGUUUGUUGUUUUCUAGACACACUGAAGAGUUGCAACUUCAAGAGGCAGCAAGUACUGCUGAAGACGCAAGUCUUUGAAGAAACAUCAUCAGAAAGUUCAAUUUUCCCACAGAGAAAUCGUAAACAGGAGAUAACGCUCCUUUGUACAGCGGUAUUGGCGCUAUGCUUUAGUGUGAGAGGUCCCGGGUUCGUGCCCGCCCUUCGCCUAUGUGUGGAUUGCCUCGCCCUGUGUGAUGCGCCUGCCUGCGUUAACUGAGAUCGCCACAUUGGUGUCAGAAGUGGAGGCAGGUACCCCGGCACGCACUCAUUGGACUGUAGCCUGUGCCAACACCAUGCCUAAACAAGUAGAGGUUCGAAUGCUCGAGAGCCACCAGCCACCACAGGAGCCCUCUGCCCAGCCCUGCUGUGGGGGAAUCUUCCAGAAAUUAGUCAAGAACCUGCUGCUCUCACUAACCGUCUUUGGCGUGAUCCUGGGGGCAGUGUGUGGGUGCCUGUUGCGCUACGCCUCCCCUAUCCAUCCAGACAUCGUCAUGGUCAUCGCCUUCCCCGGGGACAUCCUCAUGAGGAUGCUCAAGAUGCUGAUCCUGCCGCUCAUCAUCUCCAGUUUAAUCACAGGCCUGGCUGGGUUGGAUGCCAAGGCGAGUGGGCGCCUGGGCACCAGAGCCAUGGUGUACUACAUGUCAACAACCAUCAUUGCAGCUGUACUGGGGGUGAUCCUGGUCUUGAUCAUACACCCUGGGAACCCCAAACUGAAGGAACGCCUGGGCGAAGGCAGCAAGAACGAUGAGGUUUCCAGCCUGGAUGCCUUCUUUGAUCUCAUCAGGAACCUCUUCCCAGAUAACCUUGUGCAGGCCUGCUUCCAGCAGAUCCAGACGGUCACCAAGAAGGUACAGGUGUUCCCAGAGCCAGAGGAGAUGGGAGAGAAAGGGAAUUCCACCAUGGACCCAUUCCUGGAGGCAGUGAAUGCUACUGUGGUCCCUCCUGCUCCUGUGUUCAUCACCAAGAAAUCAUUGGAGUUCAAAGGAGGAAUGAACGUGCUGGGUGUGAUUGGCUUCUUCAUUGCCUUUGGGAUUGCCAUGGGGAAGUUGGGGGAGAAGGCCAAGCUCAUGCUGGAAUUCUUCAACAUCCUCAAUGAGAUUGUCAUGAAGCUGGUCAUCAUGAUCAUGUGGUACUCUCCGCUGGGUAUCGCCUGCUUGAUUUGUGGGAAGAUUAUCUCUAUCAAGGAUCUGGAGGUAGUAGCUCGCCAGCUGGGAAUGUACAUGGUGACUGUCAUCGUGGGGCUUAUCAUCCAUGGAUUGAUCUUUCUGCCACUCAUCUAUUUCGUCUUUGUGCGCAAAAACCCAUUCACCUUCCUUGGGGGCAUCUUCCAGGCCUGGAUCACUGCUCUGGGCACUGCCUCCAGCGCCGGGACCCUCCCAGUCACAUUUCGCUGCCUGGAAGAGAAUCUUGGAAUCGACAAGCGUGUGACACGCUUCGUGCUGCCUGUCGGUGCCACCAUCAACAUGGACGGCACUGCGCUGUACGAGGCUGUGGCUGCCAUCUUCAUCGCACAGAUGAACGGGAUCCAUUUGGACGCAGGGCAGAUUGUAACAGUCAGCUUGACAGCAACCCUGGCCAGUGUGGGAGCGGCCAGUAUUCCCAGUGCUGGACUGGUUACCAUGCUGCUUAUCCUCACAGCAGUGGGGCUGCCUACGCAGGACAUCAGUCUUCUAGUGGCUGUCGACUGGUUUCUAGACAGGCUGCGGACCUCAGUGAAUGUGGUAGGGGAUUCAUUCGGCGCCGGGAUUGUUUACCACCUAUCCAAGGCAGAGCUGGAUAGCCUUGAUGCCCAGCAAGGCCACCCAGAGGAGAUGGAACUCACCAAAACACAGGUGCUGUAUGAUGACCUCAAGAACCACCUGGAAAACAACUCCAACCAGUGUGUUUAUGCAGCUCACAAUUCUGCUGUAGUAGAUGAGUGCAAGGUCACUCUGGCCACAAAUGGCUCCACUGCUGAAUACACACUUGUUGAGGAGGAACCAUGGAAACAUGAAAAAUAAAGAACGCAGGCCCCUGCUCCAGCUAAUCCUGAUCUCCAGAAGCGUGCCUCCUGGUGAACCAACAAACAAAACAAACACACUAAUAAUUGGUUUAAUACUUUAGUGCAAAAUUCUAUUAAUAAUCUCAGCCAUUAAUGAACUAACUAUCUAACUAGCACCUAUUCAUUGUGAUUGUAUUAGGUUUGGAUGGGAAUUAAGUCUUUAAACCCUGUUUCAUUUGGCCCUGCUGAGAAGGAAGCAGGAAGGGGCGGGGAGAACUCUUCAGCCUUAGGGUAAUAAGUGGGCAGAGCAGAAAAAGAAAUCCGUGGAAAUUAUUAGAAUGGUGCUCAUCUCUUCUCUCCCUGUCUUUUCGAAGCAUCCCUCCACCCCUUCAUCACUCCUUCAGUCUGAAGCUACACACAUGUACAUUAGGAGAAUAUACCACUGACCAGGAAUAAGGAAAGAAGGUAUAAUCUGAUAUUGAACCCAUGCUAAUAAGGGAGUAAUUAAGGGUUUUGUUUUGGGGGAUCAAAAGACAGGAAUCCACCCUUUAGGCACUCAGGUGAAAUUCCCUGCAGUAUCAGUUCUACCUCAAGGUGUUCUGACACUUUUCAGCUGCUCUGUUAUCAAUUAAAACACUUUCCAGAUAAAGCGGCCUGAUCGCUGUAUACCAAUAAUAUUACAAGAGGGAAAAAAUAAGGAAUAAAGGUGCUGUCCUUAAUUAAGAAUUGCAUGCAAUUAUAGAGUUAUGGUUUAGAAAGACAUUUUAUGUUAUGGCAUAACUAUAUGAGCAUAGGUCUGUGUAUAUUUAAUGCAGAGCUAUGUUUAUAGCUGGUACUGUCUUUACUUUUCCAAACAUGACCGCCACAGUUAUUGAGUAAGUGGUUGCUAGAACAUUAGCGCCUUACCACUAUGUUAAAGACUACAUUUUGUUUUUUCUUUUACCUUUUCUUUAUCACAUUAAGAUGCUGGCACUUGUGAUUGGGUGGUUUCUCCAGUACGUUUUAGCCAGGUUCAUCCUGUCUUUGGACUGCUAUCUGACAAUCCACUCAUACUACUUUCUGAAAUGAGGAAAUCAAAUAAAAUGUCCAAAGUCAGGAGGGAAUUUAGCUUUAAAGUAGGAUAGAGACACUGAUAAAGAUUGUUCUUAAUGUCCCUAUAGGAGUAACAGAACUGAUCCACAUAAAUGAGCAAGGGGAAGUUAACAACACAUGCAAAUGCAAUAAAAGCUAUUUACUCUUCUCUAAAAAAAACACUUUAUCAAUAACUAUACAUCCCAAAAAACAUUUCAUUGGACUGAGCGAUUGUGACACCUCUCCUAUUUCACUUACUCCUAUUUUACAGACACCUUUUUAAUUACAUCUUUAACAUUCCAAGCGUUGGCUAAGCUACUGUAACAGGAUUGCAUGAGCGUUCUGUCUGAUUCUCUGUCGCAUAUCUGGAAGGCUUUCAGGCUGCUUAAUUAUUAUUAUUUUUUUUAAAGAAAUGAUUGCAAAACAGAAUCACAUGAAAUACAUAAAGGUGUAACACAGAUUAAAGCAUUAAGUAAAUAUCCCGAGCAUCAAAAUAAACUAUUAUAACACAUUGAUUUACAAAAAAAAAGGUAUAUAAAUGAUGGACAUUGAUGAAAUGUUUUUGGUUUCUUUUUAAUCACUCGAUCAUUCAUCCUUGACCAUGACACACUUGAGUGACUAUGACUGAAGCAUAUGCACUUAAUCACCUAAUUAGUGAGACAGUUGAUUGGACACUGGAUAUGGAGUGAUUUUAGCUGUUGAAUUGCAAGCUUGAAUAAAAGCAAUAAAGAAAAUCACAGAAAAAAAUCAAUAUGCCAUGUCUGUCAAGCGAGCAGCACCUUUGUCCAAUCGGCAUGUUGGAGGCUGGACUAGGGCAACGUAUUGUGGCUCGCCGUUUUGGGUGCUCACAGCCAGCAAUUUCAAACCUGGCAAGACGGUAUAACCAGACACACUCUGUCAAUGACAGGCUACGAACUGGGAGACCAAGAGUCACAACACCUGUCCAAGAUCGACAGAUCAUUUUGCAGCAUCUUCAUGAUGUCAAUUGUUUGUCAUUUUUCAAUCAUAUCUAGUGAAUUUUAUCCAGCAAAAGUUUAUUUUGCUGCUCAAAUAAAGUGAUACGUUUCUUUUGCUGCUCAAAUAUAAGUGAUACGUUUCUUUUGCUGCUCAAAUAUAAGUGAUACGUUUCUUUUGCUGCUCAAAUAUAAGUGAUAUAUUUAUUUUGAUGCUCAAAUAUAAGUGAUACGUUUCUUUUGAUGCUCAGUAUACUUACUAAUUAUUUUAGGAAUCUAUUACUGUGCUGACUACUCAUGUAGGAGAUUAUAAACUUUGUUCAGCUUUUUGGAUGUUGCUUAUUCUAAUACGAUUUUUCCUGUACGGUUUCAAAUCUAUAAAUCUAAUCACCUUCCAAGACUGUUAAGACAGAUAAAAAAAUGCAAAAUGACUGCGGGGGGCCACUCAGACUGCUUGCUCACAAAAUAUCUUGGUAUCGCUGAAAAUAUAAUUGUCCCAUCUUCAAAUGCAUGCAGAAUGAGAGAUCAAUGAUCUAAUAUCCAAAAUAUUAUCAAUGUACUACUAACAAGAAUAUUUGUUCUUCAUGAUAUUUGUUCCCCAAAUAACUGAUUUUUGCUAUCGUGACUGUCCAGACUGUUAGCACAUGGAAUGUCAGAACGGUCACAAAAUUAAGAACAAAUGAACGACUCCUGCUUCAUCUAUAUUCCUGGAAAUGAAGAAGAAAUGAACCACUCCUGCUUGAUAUAUAUAUAUAUAUAUAUAUAUAUAUAUAUAUAUAUAUAUAUAUAUAUAUAUAUAUAUAUAUAUUCCUGGAAAACAUUGGGAGAACAUUUUGAGGUUCAACUAUCAUUUUAAUUUCAAACCUCAGUUUCAGUUGUAUUUAUUUAAAGUGUCUUUCAUACCACAAUAUCUCAAAGCUCUUUACAUGUUGGUUAAAAAGAACAAAACUAUGCCGUAUCAGGAAGAAGUAAAAAUUACAAUAAAUAAUAAUAAUGAAUCAAUAAUAACAAAAAACUACUAAAGAAAACUAGAACUGAAUAAGAAUGAUAAGUAAAACACAAUGUCUAAAAACAGAUAUAAAGAAAUAAAAUAGAAACAAUAUUGUUUGUAAGUCAAGUUAAAAAAAGCUCAUAUAUUAGCAUUAUAACUAAACACAUUUUCUCUUCUCCUUUUCGAUUUUUGGGAGCGUUAGCUGACCAAGGUGCACAGAGGUUUAAGACCGUCAUCUUUUCAGGCAAGUAAGCACAUGAUUCUGAUUGGGGUUAAAUUGCCCACUCUACAUUAAAUUUCAAAUGAACUUGGAAGUAAAUUGAUUAAAUAAACACAUAUAGAUCUUGCUGAAUAUUUUUUUUAGGUUGCAGGAUGGAGUUGGCUUUAUUACAUUGCAUUAUUUACAUUACAUGACAUUUUAUUACAUUGCAAUGAGCUAUACCAAGAAAAACUCAGAGUUGCUCAACAGAAAAACAGAUGCCCAAUAUAGGUGAGUGCUUUCACUAUUUACAUGGACCAGCAGUACAAACCUGAAGGCUGAUAUAGGGAAGGCAUCUGGGUUGGCAAUGCACUGUAUAAUGCAUGUCUGUAACAUUUUCCAGUAAUUCUUAAACUAUUUGUGUUUCACCAAGACAUGUCUAAGUACAAGUUUGAAAGACACUUAAUAACCAAUCUCGGGGUCUCACUUGUGCCAAUACCGACUGAAGCAAUCGGGGGCGUAUUUAAAAUAAUUGUGUAAUGCAUUUGUUCGCUUGUUUGUACACAUGACCCAGUUUCUAAUGUCGCACAACCCAUUAAGGACACUUAUCUUAGCUCCUAUUAAAUGCAAAUAAAUAGGCUAACUAACCUUUUCCAGCGAUAAAUGCCACAUCAAUAGCUUCUUUUUUGGGGUUUGCAUUUUAUAUUAUAAAGCUUUUUUUUUUUUUUUUUUUUCAAAGGCUAUGGCUAUUUUUCUUCUUUUUUAAAUUCUCUACUGUAUGCGUGUCUUGCAAUUUCUUGGAGCAUUUCGCUGAGAAAAGGUGUGGGGGUUUGAAGUCAGCACCAAAUCAUUCUACUAAACUGGAAUUCAGUUUUGAAUAGCACACUGCCCUAGAGCUACUGUCUGAGAAACGGUCAUGGUUUACAUUCCAAAUUCACCAUUACUUUGGCCGAAUCUAAGCAGUUGUCUCAGUCCAGCAUCCCUGGCUCACAGUCUGGGUUGAGGGAAGAUACACCUACCGAAACUGUAGUGCCCCCUACCGACCUUAGAACCUUUCAUACAGGAAAAUAUACUUGAAAACUUUAUCCUGUGCUGUUUAUAGAUAACCAGCCUUUUAAUAGGGAGAUUAUCCCUAGGUGCAGGGACACAUGCUCCGACUGUUAGCCUAAAGCUCAUGACUGUUCUUAGCUCCCCUGAGGGGGUCUCUUCAAAGCACCACAGCGUAUGUCUGAUGUUGGCAAUACGCCACAGGCCUGAUAAUCAGGAAAGGAGAGCAAUGACUUGAUAUCAAGAUUUUAAAAAAACAGAAUACAUUCCUUAUAGGAAAAAGGGAGUAAAUCCUUUUCACUCAAUAGAUGGCAAAACCAUGGGACCAGAUGUUUGUAUUUGUGUUUGUUUUUUUCUCGAUGUCAACCUUGCCUUGAAGAUUAUAACUGCAAACAGAGCAGGCAGUGGGAUGAUUAGUAUUUUUACCUUAAUCAUUAUUUUUUAAAAUAGAAUUGAAUUGGGCAUUCUUGUUGUUACAAUCAAUUCCUUUCAGGUUUAUACCUGCAAAAUUUACUGGCAAUGUUAAGAAACACAUGAAGUUUCAUAUAUACUGUAUACAUGUGUACAUAUCUAAAUUAUAUAUAAAAUAUACCCAUAGACAGAAAUAUAUACAUGUGAUAUGUACAGUUUGUUCUAUACAGUACUGUAUUAUGUAUAAACAGCAUAUCAGAAUCAGUUUAUACACUGUUGUAGCACUUUCCUAUCUCUAUGAAUAGAUGGUAAAUGCUUUUUGAAAAUCUUUUUUUAACAUUCCCUUUCACAGUCUCACUGCGAGUACAUUCAGUUGUCAAAGACAGAAAUGUUGAUGUUAAUGUGAAAAAAUACAAGUCGUUUCUAUAAGUUUGAUGCGAGACAAUACUGUGCGAAUAAUCUAUUGAGCUAAAUUCCUUUUUUAUUCUCAAACAAUUCUCUUGCUUGACAGAGCAGGUAUUAACCAGACGGGCACGCAGUGUAAAAACACAUUCUCUAUAUUUACAAAGUAAAAGUACUGAUUGUUGUGAAACGCAUGGAGUUUAAAUGUAACAAUUUUUGAAGCGUGAGAUAAAGUGCCUCCUUGCACUUUGUGUAGUUACCGUAGGUAAAAGAUGUCUAAUUUCUGUGAAAUGGUGUGUAGAGAUAGUGUUAAUUUGUGUGACUAUUUUGUAAUGCAAUAGACAUUCCCCCCAUGUGCUCUGUAAAAGAAUAAGCUUAAAAAAAAAAAUAAUGUCCUGCAUUUGAGUAACUAUUUUACAUAGUAGUCUUGCAUAGCUGUACUAGUCAAAUAUAUACAUAUCUGUUUUUUUGUAUUUCUUAUGUAAACAUUUAAAAUGUUUAUUCCAUGAAAUUGAGUCAUGCGUGCAUUCAUUUUAUUGUAUAAAUAUAUUCAGUGUUAAUUUUGCAAUCCAGAAUUUUCCAGAGAUGGGCACUGAUGAUGCUCCUGUGAACAAUAUCCACAGCUGAAAGGGUCUCUGUUCGGACAGACAUGCUGGUUAAGUUUUGCUGUAUAGGUGGGAUCAUGUGACUUCUGUGUAAGUUUGUGGAAUGUGGGUAUUGUUGUGAGGUGUAACUAGGUUUACAGUUUAAGCGUAUCUAGGAAAAAAGUCACAUUUAAUUAAAUGAGCAGGUUUUUCAUUAUUAAAUGCUUCUUGUAUUUGAGGGCCCCUCUGAGGUGACCGUGGCAGUGCCUGUCUAAAAUGCUUUCUCAGAUCUUCAGACAGUGCCUGGUGCGACUGGGAAAACUGCCUGUGAAACAUGAAACAUUUUACUGUAUUUAUAGAUUCACAAAAGACACAAAAAUGAAAUGCCUGUGUUUUUUGUCUUGAAUUAAUUUAUCUAAACUUCCCACCAGCUUUAGAAAGUUAGUAAUAUCCACCUCAGAUCUGUUGAAUGUAGCAAUAUCUAUCUCAUUUAUUACAUCUCGAUAAAUUAAUUCAAGAUAUUAACACCGCUUUUAUGCACUGUUACAUACAUAAAAAUAAAAAUCAGCCAGGGUGGCAUAUACUGAAUGUAUUCCAGCUGAAAUCAGAUUCUGUUAAAUGUGGCUUUUUUCUUUUACUUUAAAAGAAAGUAUCAGUUUGAACACAUGCAAGUAUUUGUAGGCACAAUGUUUAUAUGAUGAGCCAGUUAAUGUACACUUUCUACAGUGUUAGAGUAGUGUAGUUCUAGUAUUUGGGAACUUUUCUCACUUCAGGUUUGAAAUACUAUAAUGAUCUGUUUUCUGAAUUUCCUAUUUUGUGUAGCUGUAAUUCUGAUGUAAAAAUAAACACAUCCGCAAGCAAUCCUUUCUAUACCAGAGCAGUUGAAAAUGCUGUUAAUACAGUACAUAUCACUAAGUGUUGUACCUUUGGUGUACAUAAGACUAUUGAAACUAAUAAAUGUUAAUUUAUAACUAA